Messenger RNA from Habropoda laboriosa, 2394 nucleotides. RefSeq names its product exocyst complex component 3 (gene Sec6). Bases 148 to 2394 code for a protein of 748 amino acids. Gene Ontology annotation, biological process: exocytosis; exocyst localization. The record is from RefSeq and is a predicted model, not a curated record. Gene Ontology annotation, cellular component: exocyst. Gene Ontology annotation, molecular function: SNARE binding. NCBI's taxonomy places the organism in Eukaryota, Metazoa, Arthropoda, Insecta, Hymenoptera, Apidae. The transcript has a single exon.
UAUACCUAACCAAGGUUUUGCAAAUGUCAAAAUAAGCUUUGCACGUUUACCUUUUAAACAAAUCUAAUUAAUUAGAAUAUGUCAUUUCCCUUUUUGUAUAAAGACUAAUUUUAUACAGUAACUUAAAUUAACAAGAUAGUUUUAAAAAUGGAAGAUCUACAAAUAUUGGAGGAAGAGGCUAAGGCAAGGGGAGCAAAAUAUGUGUCUAAUUUGAUGCAACGACCAGGUCAAAUGGAAAAAAUUGAUAUGUACAAACGUAGAAUAAGUCGGAAGAAAGCUUCCGUGGAUACUAUGCUCAAAACUGCAAUGCAAAGUCAAUUAGAUGGAGUUCAUGUAGGCUUCGAACAACUGAAAAGUUCUUUAGAGAGUAUUGCUUCUAUAAAAGAAGAUUUGAACAAUACUAUUAAAUUAUUCAGUAAGAUCCCAGAACUUAGUGCAAAAUUACAAGCUGUUCAAGAAGAAAAUAUGCGUCAUUCACAAUAUGUUACUGCCAAAGAAAAUUUGAAACAUACAUUUACUUUGCCUGAAAGUGUUGAAAUGACUAAACAAUGGAUAAAUCAAGGUAAUCUUCUGUAUGCUCAUCAGAUCAUUAUGGAUCUUGAAAACUCAAGAGAUGAUUUGCUAUAUGAACUUCACAAACUUCCAAAUCAAUCACCAGCUGAUACUGUUAUGUUGAAAGCUUAUUUAGAAGAUGUUGAAAUGCUUUCACAGCUAAUGGAAAAGCAGAUAAGAUUGGUAAUGAGUCGUACAUUAAACACAGUCAGAAAAGAACCUACUGUUAUUGUAACAGCAUUGAGAAUUAUAGAAAGAGAAGAGAAAGCAGAUCAUUUUGCUAUUCAAAGACAUAAACAAAGUGGAUUCAUGCCACCAGGGAGACCUAAAUUGUGGAAAAAUAUGGCAAUGAAAGUCUUGGAAAAAUCUGUAGCCAAUAGAAUUGAAGGGACUCAUGUUGAAGAAAGAGCAGAUAAUAAAAUGUGGUUAGUUAGGUAUUUAGAGCUUACAAGACUUUUAAUCCUGGAAGACUUGAGAGUUGUUAAAACUCUUUGUGAACCUUGUUUUCCACCUUGGUAUAACAUUGUCAGAACUUUUGUCAAAAUGUAUCAUACAAGUUUGUCACAACACUUGAAGGACAUAAUUGCCAAUGGUUUAGAAGGAAAUGAAUACGUAUCUUUGUUAGCAUGGAUUAUGAAUACUUAUACUGGACCAGAGCUGAUGCAACAUUCUGAAUUAAAUAUUGAUACUAGUGACAUUGGUCCUUUAUUAAGCACUGAAAUUGUGAAUGAUCUUCAAGAAAAGUAUUUGAAAAAUAUGUGUCAAAAUUAUGAGGAUUGGAUGAAGAAAACUUUGGAAACUGAAAAAGUGGAUUGGUGGUGUGGAGUGUUACCAGAAGGGACUACUCAAGAAGCGUACUAUCACACAGCAGCACCUGUGAUUAUAUUUCAAAUGAUUGAUCAAAAUCUUCAAGUUACAAAAACAAUUAGCUCUGAAUUAACAGCACAAGCUAUAGUUCUAUGUAUUGAACAAGUGAUUAAGUAUGGAUUCAUGUAUAGACAAGCAAUAUUGGAAUUCAAAAGCAAACAUUUUGAGGAUAGAAGUCAAGUACCUUACUUUACACAUCAUAUGAUUACAAUUGUCAAUAAUUGUUUACAAUUUACAGAAUUAGCACAGCAAAUGAAACAAUUAUAUUGGGUACCUAAUGCUAGUGGAGAUGCUACUGUUAAAUUUGAAAAUUUAUUAUCAAAUUAUCAACAAUUACGAAAUGAAGCUGCAGCCAUACUACUAGAAGAAUCUUUCUUAGAUUUAGAAUUGCAAUUUCAAGAUUUGAUUACACCCAAAUGGUUAUCAUCUUCCAUCCCAGUAGAAACCAUUUGUGUGACUUUAGAAGACUACUUUCAAGAUUACAAUCAUCUGUGUCCAAGAAACUUUGAAUAUGUUAUUACAGAAGCACAAAAUCUCAUUGCAAAACGUUAUAUCUCUGCAAUGCUGCAAAGAAAAAUAUCUCUAAAAACGUAUGAUGAAUGUUUAACAUGUACAUCAAAAAUAAUGACAGAAGCAGAUAAACUGAAACAUUUUUUUGAUAGAAUAGCUCCAAAAGUAGGAAAUUUUAAUUCUCCCUUUGAGAUAAUUAAACGUCUUGCGGAAGUAUUACGUUGUGAAGAUUCCGAAAUUCUUUCUCUUGAUUUACAUUCUUUAGUUGAAAAAUAUCCAGACAUGACAGAGGAUCAUCUGGUCAGAUUAUUAGGUCUCAGAGGUGAUAUUUCUCGCAGUGAAGCACGAGAAAAAGUUUCAUACAUUUUAGAAGCUCAACGAAAUCGUAAAGCUCCGCAAUCUAUUAUACACAGUAUAUUUAAGCAAAUAGUUAUACAGGACAGUUUCCUCAGUUGGAAACCUUGA